AUGUUCGAUCAUAAUUAUAAAGGAAUUUGUGAAGAUCAGAAAAUUGAUUUGCUGCUUUGUUUAUUAAGAAGUGAUUGCUGUCAAAAGUUGAAGCAUACGCCUCGUGAGUGCCUAGAUUUAGAAAAGUUCCCCAGGGAGUGUUCCAUUGUAAGACACAAUUUUGAUCGUUGCCGAGCAGAGAUCCUUGACAAGCGCACCAGACUUCGGGGUCAUCGCUACGCUUCCGAUUAG
Molecule: messenger RNA, 231 nt
Organism: Rodentolepis nana
Lineage: Eukaryota; Metazoa; Platyhelminthes; Cestoda; Cyclophyllidea; Hymenolepididae
Source: the annotation of a GenBank genome assembly